AUGUCCUCCACCCCAAUGGCGUCCCCGACGUCCACCUCCGUCGCACUCGCCGCCGCCGCCCUCCUCUCCGUCGCCUUCCUCUACACCCGCAAGGCCAAGCGCGGCGGUCCCUCUGUCGGCGCGCUGCCCCCCGGGCCCAAGCCCGUCCCCCUCAUCGGCAACAUAAGGGACCUAACGAUCAAGGAGCUCUGGCUGCCCGCGAUGCAGUGGUGCAAGCAGUACGGCGACGUGGUGUACCUCCAUCUCUUCGGCCAGGGCCUCGUCUUCCUCAACUCUCCCGAGGCGGCGUUCGACCUCCUCGAUAAAAGAGGAGCGAUCUACUCGGACAAGCCGAGUUUCGUCAUGGCGGGUGAACUAUGCGGCUGCAAGAACAUGGUAGCCUUCACCCCAUACUCCGCCCAAUCCCGCCGACAGCGUCGCCUGCUACACAAAGCCUUCGGCCUGCCCGUCAUACCCUCCUACCACCCGCUCAUCAUCCGGGAGACCACCGCCUUUCUACGGAGGGUGGUCGGCAGCCCGGGAGCGUACGGGAGGCAUUUGAGGCGGUACGCGGGUGGGCUGACGUUGAGUGUCGUUUAUGGGUAUGAGGCUGGUGGGGACGGCGUGGACGCCCCUGCGACUAUCGCCAGCGCGGAAGGGAAUGGCAAUGGGAAUGGGAAUGGACUCGGACCAGCGCCAGGCGGGGUAGGUGCCGGGUCAGGUCUGGCGAGCACGAGGACAGGCGAUCCCUUCCUUGACCUUGCGGAAGAGUGUGUCUCCCUCCUGUCCGAGAAGAUCGCCUCGGGCGGGGGCGUCUGGCCGGUGGACGUCUUCCCGGCGCUGAGGUACCUACCGGAGUGGGCCCCCGGCGCGGGCUUUUUGAAGGAUGCGAAGAGGUGGAAGAGACGCAUGGAGGAGUUUGUGGAGGGGCCGUUUGGGUGGGUUAGGAGGGGGAUGAAAGCGGGCAGCUACAAACCGUCGUUCUGCUCGAACCUUUUGGAGGAUCGGGCGUUGGAGGAUGCGGCGGCUAUUAGGGCCGGGGAGGGGGAGAAGGGUGGGGUGAUGCAAGGUGCAAUGCAAGGACGAGUGUGGCAGGAUGGGAGGGAGAAAGAGGAGAAAGAGGAGAGGGAGAGGGAGAAGGAGGAGUUCGAGUUUGACCUCAAGUGGGCGGCGAACUCGAUGUAUUCGGGGAGUAUCGAUACUACGAUAACGACCAUCUCGCACUUCCUGCUCGCCAUGCUCGCCCACCCCGGCGCCCAAUCGCGCGCGCAAGCCGAGAUUGACGCCGUCGUAGGUGGGGAGAGGCUCCCGGGCUUCGAGGAUAGGGAGAGGUUGCCGUAUGUGGAGGCGGUGUAUAGGGAGGUGUUGAGGUGGGGUGUGCCGGUGCCUUUGAAUCUGCCGCAUAGGUUGAUGGAGGAUGAUGUCGAGACGCUCUACCCCGAGCCUGACGCGUUUAAGCCCGAGCGAUUCCUCGCCGACUUGGAGGAUAAGCGCGCGGAGGGGGAGAAGACGGAGGAGGAAAGGGAGAUGGAGAGAAGGCGCGACCCGAAGCGGUAUGUGUUUGGGUUUGGGAGACGGCAGUGCCCCGGGAUGAACCUCGUUGACUCGUCCAUCUGGCUCGUGAUCGCGUGCAUGCUCGCCACGCUCGACGUGUCCAAGGCGGUGGACGAGCGGGGGAACGUGCAGGAGCCGGAGCGAUACCCCAAAUACGAAACACCAAAUACCACAGUUCAUCCGACUAGCAACACAUCCAACAUCCAAGAGAAAUUCAAGACCCAACUACUACUCUACGCACGCGCACGCUGCCUCGAAUUUGGUGGUGCUUAA
This is a messenger RNA of Cyclocybe aegerita, 1806 nucleotides long. NCBI's taxonomy places the organism in Eukaryota, Fungi, Basidiomycota, Agaricomycetes, Agaricales, Hemipholiotaceae. The record is from the annotation of a GenBank genome assembly.